AUGUCACCAGUAGCUACCAACACACCUAACGCACCUGCUCAACCGGUAGGCGGGAAAGCGAAAUUCUCAACUCAACAAAUCAUCAAUUUGGAACAUGAGUAUUCAGCACAUAAUUACCACCCUUUACCUGUAUGCUUUGAAAGAGGUGAAGGAGCCCAUGUGUGGGAUCCUGAGGGUAAUGAGUACCUUGAUUUCUUAGCUGCUUACUCGGCUGUCAACCAAGGUCACUGUCACCCUGAUAUCCUACAAACACUCAUCACCCAAGCAUCCAAGCUCACCCUCUCCUCUCGAGCCUUCUACUCAUCCAACCUCGGUCCAUUCGCAGAGAAAAUAACCAAGAUGUUCGGCUUCGACAUGGUCCUACCCAUGAACACGGGUGCCGAGGCAGUCGAGACAGCCAUCAAAUUAGCUAGAAAAUGGGGAUACGAGAAGAAAGGUAUCAAAGAGGGUAAAGCCAAAGUACUAAGUGUGGAAGGAAAUUUCCACGGAAGGACAAUCGGUAUCAUCUCCAUGUCAACCGAUCCAGAAUCGAGGAAUGGUUUUGGGCCGUUCUUGGAUAAUGUCGGUCCUCAGUGGGAUACAGGAUUGAUCAGGUACAACCACCCUGAAGAUCUUGAGAGGACUUUGGAGAAAUAUGGAGAUGAGGUGGCGGCGUUCUUGGUUGAACCUAUUCAGGGUGAAGCUGGUAUCUACGUCCCCGACGAUGGAUACCUAGCGAAGAUCCACGAAAUCUGUAAGAAAUACAAUGUCCUGUUGAUCUGUGAUGAAAUCCAGACUGGACUUGCUAGAACUGGUAAAAUGCUCUGCUACGAGUGGGAUAAUAUCAAGCCCGAUAUGGUUAUCCUCGGAAAAGCUCUUUCUGGUGGUAUGUACCCCGUGUCAUGCGUUAUGGCCAGUAAGGAGAUCAUGCUUUGCAUCAAACCCGGAGAACAUGGGUCGACAUACGGAGGAAACCCCCUAGGAUGUGCUGUAGCCAUGACCGCCCUCGACGUGCUUGUCAACGAAAACUUAGUUGAGAGAUCACAAAAAUUGGGUGAAAUCUUCCGAUCGGAAUUGGCGAAAUUGAAUUCACCAUUCAUCAAGAUCAUUCGAGGAAGAGGAUUAUUCAACGGUGUGGUGAUUGAUGAGAAAGCUUCAAAGAAGGGCAGAACAGCUUGGCAACUGUGUUUGUUAAUGAAAUCAAAGGGACUAUUGGCUAAGCCUACACAUGUGAAUAUUAUUCGAUUUGCACCUCCUCUUGUGAUUUCAGAAGAGGAUGUGUACAAAGCUACGAGGAUCAUUGCUGAGUCCCUAGAAGAAUUCGAUGUUAUCGAGAAGAUCCCAGGAGAUGAAGGUGAAGAGCACGAUACCAAGAUUGAGCUUGAGGAUUAG
Kwoniella botswanensis is the source of this 1371-nucleotide messenger RNA. RefSeq names its product ornithine-oxo-acid transaminase. The coding region runs from base 1 to 1371 and encodes 456 amino acids. The transcript has 11 exons. Gene Ontology annotation, cellular component: cytoplasm. NCBI's taxonomy places the organism in Eukaryota, Fungi, Basidiomycota, Tremellomycetes, Tremellales, Cryptococcaceae. Gene Ontology annotation, molecular function: identical protein binding; L-ornithine transaminase activity; pyridoxal phosphate binding. The record is from RefSeq and is a predicted model, not a curated record.